Diachasma alloeum is the source of this 676-nucleotide messenger RNA. RefSeq names its product 40S ribosomal protein S12, mitochondrial (gene tko). The coding region runs from base 117 to 587 and encodes 156 amino acids. The transcript has 4 exons. The record is from RefSeq and is a predicted model, not a curated record. Gene Ontology annotation, biological process: translation. Lineage: Eukaryota; Metazoa; Arthropoda; Insecta; Hymenoptera; Braconidae. Gene Ontology annotation, cellular component: small ribosomal subunit; ribosome. Gene Ontology annotation, molecular function: structural constituent of ribosome.
CCUGCAAUACCAUCAGAGUAGUGUGUGCUCUUCUCGCCGCUCUCCACAUUUCGCCCUUAUCAGCUCCAAGUAUAAUAAUAUUGCUAUCCCUGAAAAGUGAUUUAAUGUGAUAAAUAAUGAGUGUCAUCGCAAGGAGUUUAAUGAAUAUGACUCGUUCAUACGUGGCCAACCCUCUCCAAGGAACAAUCUCCAACCUUGCAAGAUUAUGCGUCAACAAUACAUUCACAGGAUUCACUGAGGCAAAGAGGUUCGGCGCCAGUCUUUGGAGUAUGCAUAUACACGGGCCUCACGUUAAAAACCGCCCCCCAAAAAAAAUAUUGAACGGACAGCCCUUUGCCAAGGGAGUGGUGAUUAAGACCCUAAUUAGAAAACCAAAGAAGCCGAACUCAGCAAACAGAAAGUGUGUACUUGUUAGACUGUCUUUCGGCAAGGAGAAGAUUGCUUAUGUGCCAGGGGAAGGGCAUAAUCUACAGGAGCACAAUAUUGUCCUUUGCAGAGUGGGAAGAGUUAAGGAUUGCCCUGGAAUAAAAAUCAAGUGCGUCAGAGGAAAGUACGAUUUACCUCAUGUGGUCAAGAAAGAACGUUGAAACCUUCAAGUGUGUUUGAAUACAUUUAAAUAGCGAUCUAAUUGAUUUCGAUUUACAAUAAAGAAAAUAUAAGUAAAUGGCAGAAAGAA